UCGCGGCAAGGUCUACUGCAACAAAGAUUACGGAUAGCCUUUUUAGCAACCAAAGGGAAAGAAAAGAUUGCACUCAUUCGUCCCAACUUACGUCCGGAACAUCCGGAUCCGUGCAAAAACAUGUCGCUAAAAUUCAGUUGUAUCGUAGCCAUGUGCGAAAAUCGAGGAAUCGGAAUCAAGGGGGAUCUUCCUUGGCGACUCAAAAACGAGCUUAAAUAUUUUUCCUCUAUGACCAAGAAAGUCCGAGAUAAUGGAAAACGAAAUGCCGUAAUUAUGGGUCGCAAAACGUACUUUGGAGUUCCAGAAAGUAAGCGACCGCUGCCGCAACGAUUGAACGUCGUCCUUACGCAUAACGCAGCGGAACAUUCUUUCCCACCGGAGGUGCUUGUCUGCAGCAGCCUUGAAGACGCCUUGCUCAAAUUAGAUACCACCAAACACGGAGAAAACAUAGAAAAUGUUUGGAUCGUUGGUGGAAAUAGCGUUUACAAGGAAGCGAUGGAAUCUGACCGUUGUCAUCGUGUUUAUCUUACAGAAAUUAAGAAAACUUUCGAGUGUGACGCUUUUUUCCCAACAAUACCUGCAUCCUUUGCUCUAGUAGCAAAUGACCCGGAUGUUCCUAGUGAAGAACAAGAGGAAAACGAUAUCCAUUACACAUACAAAAUUUAUGAAAGGCAGCCUUAACGUCGAGAAUCCAACUACACUGCAAUAGACUUCCGUCGAUAGAAAGGUCUAGAUGCAAACGGCGGUCAAUGGUUCUUGGUUUCUUUUAAAAGUUCGUACAACUGCGAUAACUGUUCGUCACGAAAAUGCUCCAACUGAGCUUCUGUCAAGUUUUCACCAAUCAUUCCAACAGGUAGUGGUUUUCCUUUCAAUCCUAGCUGUUCUGCUAAACUUAAUGCAUAGCCCUAAUAAAAAUUUGGAAAAUGA
This is a messenger RNA of Anopheles darlingi, 927 nucleotides long. It is a transcript of the gene Dhfr, whose product is annotated as dihydrofolate reductase. The transcript is spliced from 3 exons. Bases 121 to 681 code for a protein of 186 amino acids. The record is from RefSeq and is a predicted model, not a curated record. Lineage: Eukaryota; Metazoa; Arthropoda; Insecta; Diptera; Culicidae. Gene Ontology annotation, cellular component: mitochondrion. Gene Ontology annotation, biological process: dihydrofolate metabolic process; glycine biosynthetic process; tetrahydrofolate biosynthetic process. Gene Ontology annotation, molecular function: NADP binding; dihydrofolate reductase activity.